Syzygium oleosum is the source of this 1845-nucleotide messenger RNA. Its product is annotated as riboflavin biosynthesis protein PYRD, chloroplastic-like. Gene Ontology annotation, biological process: riboflavin biosynthetic process. The record is from RefSeq and is a predicted model, not a curated record. Bases 380 to 1666 code for a protein of 428 amino acids. The transcript is spliced from 4 exons. Gene Ontology annotation, molecular function: diaminohydroxyphosphoribosylaminopyrimidine deaminase activity; 5-amino-6-(5-phosphoribosylamino)uracil reductase activity; zinc ion binding. Lineage: Eukaryota; Viridiplantae; Streptophyta; Magnoliopsida; Myrtales; Myrtaceae.
UUGGUUGGUACUUUGUUUGUUUUUCUUCCCUUGUGCUCUCCAUUCACUCCUACUUCUGUGGGUUCGUCUCUCUCUCCCCUCUUCGUUCUUCAUCGUGAUGAAGAAAAGUUGAAGACCCAGAUUCUUGGACUUGUCUCUGAAGACGCAAUGGUUGGAGGUUAUGUCAUGGGUGGUGGUUUAUCCGAGUUGUUCCAUAUCUGUGCCUAAUUUACCUGACUAUAUCUGCUUCCAAUUAAAGCUUUGAUAUUUGCAUACAGCUUCUUUGGAAAAGUCCAAAAAAGAAGACACUCCUUUAUGACACUAAGUUAACUUUAUUACCCUGGACUGCCUCUAAAUUUUGCCUUUCUCAUCUCAGUAUAUUCUGAGGAAGAAAAAUAAAAUGCAGUUCUUAGAACUUUCUUUUCCUAAUCCUCUCACCCCAUCCCAUUCGCCACCUUCUGCUCAUUUCUCAACUUCUAUUUUACCGUCGCAUCAACCCAUCAAACCUGGAUACAACUCAGGGUCAGUUCCUAGAUUGUACACAUCAUUCGGAAAGUUCUCUAGGCCACUCGUUAGUUUGGGAAAAAGCAGCCGUUCAGUUAGAGUUCGUUGUGGAAUGAUAGACCAUGAUGACAGUUUUUACAUGAGGAGGUGUGUGGAGCUUGCAAGGACAGCGAUUGGCUGUACAAGUCCCAAUCCUUUGGUGGGAUGUGUAAUUGUCAAGGAUGGGAAGAUCGUCGGUGAAGGAUUCCAUCCUAAAGCUGGUCAGCCUCAUGCUGAGGUGUUUGCUUUGAGAGAUGCUGGUGAUUUGGCAGAUAAUGCAACUGCUUAUGUGAGCUUGGAACCAUGUAACCAUUUUGGAAGGACUCCACCAUGCACAGAAGCGCUGAUCAAAGCCAGAGUAAGAAAGGUGGUAGUUGGGAUGGUAGAUCCUAAUCCACUUGUGGCUUCAAAAGGUAUUGAUAGAUUAAGAGCUGCGGGGAUCGAGGUGACCGUUGGGGUGGAGGAAGCGCUGUGCAAGAAUCUCAAUGAGGCCUUUAUACAUCUGAUGCUCACUGGAAAGCCUCUUCUUGCUCUCAGGUACUCCAUCUCCCUUAACGGUCAAGUCUCAGAUCAUCUUGGUGAAGGAGCCACUGACUCUGGUGGGUACUACUCCAAGUUACUGCAGGAAUAUGAUGCAGUCAUGCUCUCUUCAACCUCAUUAUCUGAUAAACCGUCACUUCCCACUUCCCAAGAACCUGGUGCUAAUCAACCUCUUCGGAUAGUAAUAGCAAGAAGUUCCAAUGCCAAGCUCGAAGUCCCGGGUCUAACUGCAGGAGUUAAUUCCAAGCUUAUAAUCUUUACAGACAAAGAGAGUGGUGUGGAAUCAAAAGCGUCACUGGAAGGAGUCGAGACAGUUAUUUUCGAUCGGAUAAAUAUGAAUGCCAUCUUGGACUAUUGUAAACGUCAAGGUCUGUGCAGUGUUUUGUUAGACUUCGCAGGAAAUGCAUAUGACUUCGAAGAGCUUGUCAAGGAGAGCGUCGAGCAGAAUAUGCUGCAGAAGAUUUUGGUCGAAGUAUUGCCUCUAUGGUGUGAAGGAAAUGACAGAAAUGCACGUUUCCCAUUGAACACGGCGGAAGUACGCAGAAUGAAGAACUUGCAAACCAAGAUCUACCGUAAGAGCAUCAUAUUAGAGGGUCAUCUUUAGCAGAAGAAUCUUGAUCAAAGCAAUUUUUUUUUUUGGCCUGUAACCUUGUGCGAGAUUCUGUGCAUUGAAAUAAACGGUGAUAUUUGCUUCACUCGUGAGAGUUAUUAUGUAUCUGGCUCUAUCAAUGUAACUGAAAAGUAAAAUUCGGAAAUGGAUUUUUAUGACGGUUUUUUUUAUAA